AUGAGAAUCAAAAAUAUAGAUGACUGCUUAACAUUACUUGUUACAAAUCAUAUCUAUGAAUCCUUUCAAAAAUUGUUCAAUGAACGAGAAUCUCAUUUUCAUAAUGUCACUAAAAGAAGACAUAUACAAAAAUUCUCGAAACUCAAAGAAAAGAAACAACCAAAGAAAACCUCAACAAAUGAUAUGGGGAAUAUUAGAGCCAUACAUAACAUGUCAGACAAGAUACUAACCGAAAAUGAAAUCUCAUUACUACAGAAAGGUUUGAAUUUCAAUAUAACUAGAAAGCCAUUAUCGGUCCAGGAAAUAGCACCUAUGAUUGAACCUGCUCUACAACAACUCACCAAUGAAGAAUCACAAUCUGCUCGUCAAAAGAUAUCACACAUAUUAAUGACACAACGAAACAUAACAUCUAAUCUCACCAAACAAGAAUAUGAAGCCUUAAGAAAUUUGAAGAAAGACAAAAGCAUCGUCAUAACGAAAGCCGACAAGGGGAACGUCACUGUGAUAAUGAACAGAACGGAUUAUGAAAAGAAAGCGAUUGAACACCUAUCUGAAGGACCAUACUUACUCAUUGAAGAGAAGAAGAAAUCCGCCGAAUUCAACAAAAUGAAACUAAAUACAAACAGACUACUUCAAGAAAUGAAACCCAAAAUUGGAAAUUCGCUCUGGUUUACACUAAAACCAAAAUCUUAUAUACCUUCAAGAUUCUACGGUCAACCAAAGAUACAUAAACCCACAGUUCCACUAAGACCAGUGAUAGAUUUCACCAACUCACCAACAUACAACCUUUCUAAAUACUUACUCUCGAUACUACAACCACUACAAAAGGACACUCAAAAUAUUGUAAAAAAUUCAUAUGAUUUCAAAUCCCAAAUAGAACACCGAGAAAUUGAUAAAGAAGACAUUAUGGUAAGCUAUGAUAUUAACUCACUAUAUACUAGCAUCCCUAUUACCGAAAGUCUUGACAUCAUUUCCAGUCUACUAGAAUCAGAUACAACGCUAUCACAAAGAUGUCCACUGGACACCAGUGAAAUAAUUAAGAGCCUAAAAUUCUGUCUGGAAAGUAAUUAUUUUACAUUCAAAGGGAGUUUAUAUAGACAGACAAAUGGUGUUGCUAUGGGUUCACCAGUCUCCCCAAUAGUCGCCGAUCUUUACAUGAAUAAAUUCGAAAAUAAUAUCUUUUCAAGCAUACUCACUCCUAAAAUAUGGUUAAGAUAUGUGGAUGAUACUUUUGUAGUACUAAAACGGGAUCUACACAAUUCAUUCCUGGAGAAAAUAAACUGUGUAUCUCCCAAAAUCCAGUUCACUUCGGAAGCAGAAUCAGACAUCGGUGAACUUCCAUUUCUAGACUGCCUAGUUAAGAGAAAGGAAAACGGACAUUUUAGUAUAUCCAUAUUCAGGAAGAAAACCCACUCCAACAAAUAUUUAGACUUCAAAUCAUCACACCCCAUCAGCGCAAAGAUUUCAGUUGUUUCAAGUCUUCUUAGACGAGCACACUCCCUGAUAACAGAUGAGCAAGAAAAAGAAGAAGAAAUUUCAAACAUCACUAAAACUCUCAAGCAAAACAACUACCCAACGAACUUCAUCAACAAAAUCAACACAAACAUUAAGUAUGGCCGAAAAUGCAUUCCGAAAACAUGGACUUCAACAGUCGUCAUUCCAUAUAGAGCAGAGACAUCAGACGAUAUCAGAAGAGUACUUAAUCAACUCGACAUUAGAGUUUUCUUCAAAACAUCGGACACACUUCAAAACAACCUUGUCCAUAUAAAAGACCAAAUCCCGAAAGAUUCUCUAUCUAAUUGUGUCUACAAAAUAAAAUGCUCGGAAUGUGAUGCGAUCUACAUCGGACAAACAUCUCGAGAAAUCAAAAUCAGAAGAAAUGAACACCGUAGAGCUUCUCUUCGACCACCAAGAAAUCCAGUUGAACUGGAAAAACUUCAAAAAUCAUCAGCCAUAGGUCUACAUGCUAUAGAAUCAGGCCACAAAAUUGAUUUUGACAAUAUUGAAAUAAUCCAGAAAAACUUCAGAAACCACAAAGAACGUCUAAUAUCAGAAGCACUUCAUAUCAAGUGGAAUCCAAAUUGCCUGAAUAGGAAUGAUGGACUGAAACAGAAUCUAACCUGGCUACAACACCCUCCCCCAUGA
Trichobilharzia regenti is the source of this 2145-nucleotide messenger RNA. Lineage: Eukaryota; Metazoa; Platyhelminthes; Trematoda; Strigeidida; Schistosomatidae. The record is from the annotation of a GenBank genome assembly.